Molecule: messenger RNA, 445 nt
Organism: Gorilla gorilla gorilla (western lowland gorilla)
Lineage: Eukaryota; Metazoa; Chordata; Mammalia; Primates; Hominidae
Product: anaphase-promoting complex subunit 15-like
Exons: 1
Coding region: 1-357 (118 amino acids)
Biological process (GO): regulation of mitotic cell cycle spindle assembly checkpoint
Cellular component (GO): anaphase-promoting complex
Source: RefSeq, a predicted model, not a curated record
AUGUCCACUUUGUUUCCCUCACUCUUCCUUUGUGGGACUGAGACACUGUGGUUUAAUCUGGAUCAACCUUGUAUGGAAGAGACAGAGCUGCAGCAGCAGGAACAGCAGCAUCAGACCUGGCUCGAAAGCAUCACAGAGAAAGACAACAAUCUGGUUCCUAUUGGCAAGCCAGCCUCAGAGCACUAUGAUGAUGAGGAAGAGGAGGAUGAUGAAGACAAUGAGGAUAGUGAAGAGGACCUAGAGGAUGAUGAGGACAUGCAGGACAUGGACAAGAUGAAUGACUACAAUGGGUCACCUGAUGACGGAGGGGUCAAUGAGGUGGACAUGGAAGGCAACGAACAGGAUGAGGACCAGUGAAUGAUCUAGGUAGACAAGGCAGGGUGCCCUCAGGGAGAUUCCAGGCCAGCCCAACCUACCCUGCAUCCAAACCCCCAACCCUUGCCCA